This is a messenger RNA of Centropristis striata (black sea bass), 1925 nucleotides long. RefSeq names its product ubiquitin-associated protein 1-like. Bases 155 to 1330 code for a protein of 391 amino acids. Gene Ontology annotation, cellular component: ESCRT I complex. The record is from RefSeq and is a predicted model, not a curated record. Gene Ontology annotation, biological process: ubiquitin-dependent protein catabolic process via the multivesicular body sorting pathway. The transcript is spliced from 6 exons. Gene Ontology annotation, molecular function: ubiquitin binding. NCBI's taxonomy places the organism in Eukaryota, Metazoa, Chordata, Actinopteri, Perciformes, Serranidae.
AUAUUGGUAAACAACCUCUCAGAUGAUGUCAGAGACUUAGUGAUGAAGAGGCUUAUCAGGUAUGAUGGUGCCUCUGUGAGUCAUUUACUCCAAACAUCCAUCAGAGGCUGUGGACUGAAGAGGGAAUACCUGACAGAGGUUAUUUGUUGGUGAAAUGAACACUCUGGAGGACGUCCCGUUUCAGACCCUGCUGGGUCCACUGGAGGAGGAAGUGCAGCUUGUGAUGGCUCCAGACAUCACCAUACCAGACUGCCGUCAGAUACUACGAGACACUGAGUAUGGCUUCAACCUGGAGAAAUGGAUCCUAACAGUGAAGCAGCCGGUCUGUCAGGCUGCAUCCUGCCCCCCUUACUGGCUGAUGUUCAGCAGCCCUCAGGACAGCCGCAGGACCAAUCGCAGGAACAGUGACACAUGGGUCCUGAUCGCCCGGCCCCGCAGUCAUAGCCUGAACUCUGCAGACACCCGCCGGCUCUACCACCGCACCGUCAAGUUCCUCAUAUCUGACUCUGAUGAUGAAGACGAUGAAGCCUCCUCCACUGAAGAUGCACCUCGCUCCAUCAUGAGCAGAGAGAGGCCACGGAGCGCUGCACCCAAAGACCCCGUCUCCAGAGUCAAAGACAUGCACCUCAGUCCUUCCACGCACAUCUGUAGGCCUGCCUCACCUCAGAGCCUCAGGGGCCACAGAGGCUCUUUACCUUCUCUCCAUGACUGCAGACAACCUCUGAGAGCACUGGAGCCGCACAGGUCCCAGCAGGCCAGCCCCCUCCCUCACGGGCAGAAGAGCAGCAAGAAGAGGCAGCGUUCACUGGGCUCUGUGAGCAGAAAGUACUCCCAGAACACACAACCUGCUCUCUCUCCGCCCAGGCUGCAGAAGCAAAGACCCUCCUCUGCAGGGCCUGUUGUCAAAAACCAAAGACAGAAGGCUCUGAGGACUGGAGGCUCUCGUGGGGUUUUCUUUGACUCAGCAGCAGAGUUGUUGUCAGCACUCAGCCAGGAAGAGAGGGAGCUACUUGAGACCAUCACAGAGAAGGGUUACCCUUUACGCACAGCUAUUCUGGCUCUGCAGAAGACAGGCUAUCACAGCCCAGAGAAGAUACUAAAGUACCUGGUAGCCAGUGACCGUCUGUGUAAGCUUGGUUAUGAUGAAGCACAGGUGGAGGAGGCCUUGGAGAUGUUUCAGAACUGUGAGAGCAAGGCUGCUGAGUUCCUGCGCCUUCUCACCCAGUUCAAUGAGAUGGGCUUCCAGCAAAAUGCAAUCAAAGAAGUGCUGCUUGUUCAUGAGAAUCAUCAUGAGAAGGCUCUUGAAGAACUCAUGACGCGCAUGGCUUAAACAAAAAAUCUCUUUAAUGUCUACUCUGCGUGGGGAAACGAUUAUUUUCCACAGCAGUGUGUUAUGUGCUAGUGAAUGCAUGUACUGAUAUACAGCAUGUGAUCAGUGUUCAUUACUUAAAGGGGACGUGUCCCUAUGUUCUGGUUCAUACUUGUAUUUUGAGUUUUCUACUGUGCUUUAAUGUUCUAAAAACACAUCUCUUUAAGCCCAAUUACCAAAAAAGUCCAGUCUGCUCCGAUUGGUCAGUGUUGUUUAGUCUGUGGGGCCCUUAACGAAAAGCCAAUGAGAUUGUCCCUCUGAUUUAGGAUUACUACAGAAAAUAAGUUCUCUGGCAAACUAAAGUUUGAUACUUAAACAUUUCUUACACCAAGACACCAUAGUUGAAAAAAGUUAAAAAUAGUCAUAGUGUUGUGGUUUUUUCUCAAAAAUGCCAAGAAAUGUCAUAGAAUAGUAUGUUGACAAUGGUAAUGGUAUAAUUUGUCCAGAAAUAUGAAUUUUUAAAAAACACCAUUAUUAAGUUCAAAUAUACUAAAAAACGCCAUCGUAUAGUUUGUUGAAAAAAAGUAUUUAAAACGGUCAUAGAGAUUUUUGUUAA